Molecule: messenger RNA, 2074 nt
Organism: Musa acuminata subsp. malaccensis (wild Malaysian banana)
Lineage: Eukaryota; Viridiplantae; Streptophyta; Magnoliopsida; Zingiberales; Musaceae
Product: pentatricopeptide repeat-containing protein At1g77405
Molecular function (GO): protein binding
Source: RefSeq, a predicted model, not a curated record
CACCAUGUCUUGAUUAGUUACUGGGCAGGUAGUUGACGGGGUUGUUAAGGAACGGGUAGGACCGUAGGAGGAGCGGAGCGGAGCGUUGUUCUGUUGUCUGGGCACGAGUUCGAGACCGUUUAUACGCUCUUUGUGAAAUCUGGACCGUUGAUGCGUUCGGUUUUCUCAUCACCUUCGUCCAUUUUCUUCCGAUCGCCAAAAGAUGAGUUCCCUCGCAAUCCUUCCUCCGACCACCGCGUCCUGUUCUCCCCGCCGCCGCCACCUCCUCGUGCGGCAGGUGAUCGCCGCCGUUCUCCAGCGCCGGCCCCUCCCUCCUCCCUCCCCACGCUUCCCCGGCUGGACCUCUGAGACCGUCCGCGACGUCCUUUCCUCCAUCUCCACCUACUUUUUCCUCUCCCCCCGCUCCGUCGGCCGGCAGCGCCCCUCCGGCCGCCACCGCUCCCCACUUCGCCAGCGCUCCCUCCGCUGCGAGUCCUCAUCCGCCCGUGGCCCCGCCGCCCGCCGUGACCCCGACACCGUUGCCCUUGGCGUCGCCGGCGCCCUUGAGUUCUACUCCUGGGCGGAGUCCCGCUGUGGCUUCCCCCACGACGAGCUCACUUGCCGAGAUAUGUCCCGCCUCCUCGCCCGGGCCAACUGCCUUCCCAUCCUCUGGCGCUUCCUCCGCGCAAACGAGACCCUCGUCGGCACCGCCACAGUCACCGAGGUCAUCAAGGUCCUCGGCGAGGAGGGCCUCACCAAGGAAGCCUUGGCUGCCUUCUACCGCAUGAAGCAGCUGCACUGCAAGCCCGACGUCCGUUCUUACAACACCGUCAUCUCGGCCCUGUGCCGCGUCGGCCACUUCAAGAAGGCGAGAUUUCUAUUGGAUCGGAUGGAACUGCCGGGCGCCCGGUGCCCACCCGAUACCUUCACAUACACGAUCUUGAUAAGCUCCUACUGCAAGCACAGCUUGCAGACUGGCUGCCGGAAGGCCAUCAGGAGGAGGAUCUGGGAAGCCAAUCACAUGUUCCGGAGGAUGCUGUUCAACGGAUUCGUACCUGAUGUUGUCACAUACAAUUGCUUGAUCGAUGGCCUCUGCAAGACGUAUAGGAUCGAGAGGGCACAUGAGCUGCUUGAUGAUAUGCCGGUGAAGGGUUGUUCCCCGAAUCGGGUUACAUACAAUUCUUUUAUUAGGUACUACAGCGUUGUUAACCAAGUAGACAAGGCCGUCGAGAUGAUGAGGGCCAUGGUAUCACGGAACCACGGGAAGCCCACCUCAAGUUCAUAUACACCUAUUAUUCACGCAUUGUGUGAGACUGGGAGAGUUAGGGAGGCAAGAGAUUUUUUGGUGGAGAUGGCAGCUGGUGGAUCUAUGCCGCGGGAGUUCACAUAUAACCUGGUUUGCAGUGCGCUGAAUGAUGCAGGAGAGGAAACUCUGCCGAAGGAUCUUUGCACAAGGAUAGAAGAUGGAAUGCGUACUAGAUUUAGGCAGGUGUUGCAGUUGAAACCUAUGAUGAGGGGCAAAAGCAUGUUUAUUCAAGAGCAAGUAUGAGGAAUGUGUAUCCUGUGAUGGUGCUCAAAGCGAAGGGCAUUAUGCAUUGAUACACCUCCUGUUCUUGGGUGAGACCUUCUGGUUGAAACAAUUUGGAGAAAUCCAGGAUAUGAUUUCUAUGGCUCAAAAUCACUCUACAAGAUCUUGGUUUCUUCAUCAAAGGAAGGUAAUGAUAUUGUCUUCUUAUUGAAAUUAAUGCAAUUUUAAUUUGCCUAGCUAGUUAUAUUUUUACCUUCUGAUACGUUUAAUGGUACAAAUUGUUGUUGCUUUAAUAUAUCUUGUUAGCAUGUAUAAAUGAACAUUACAGAAGAUCCUUCAGCUUCAAAUAGUCAACAAUGAAGUCAUACAUAAGUCUCAAAUUUCAUCACAAGUACACCUGGCAAAAGAGGACUGAAGUAAUGUUAUCAUGUCAUUGUAAGAAGUAGCUUCAAUUAACUGGCCAACUAGUAUCUAUAGCAGUUUCUUGUAUUUUGUUUGUUUUUCUGCUACAGGAAGGAUGUCAAGGGUCGAGAAUCUUUACUGAUGACAUGAUAAACUUAUGCUUUU